Molecule: messenger RNA, 3399 nt
Organism: Clavispora lusitaniae ATCC 42720
Lineage: Eukaryota; Fungi; Ascomycota; Pichiomycetes; Serinales; Metschnikowiaceae
Gene: CPA2
Product: carbamoyl-phosphate synthase (glutamine-hydrolyzing)
Cellular component (GO): cytoplasm
Molecular function (GO): metal ion binding; carbamoyl-phosphate synthase (glutamine-hydrolyzing) activity; ATP binding
Source: RefSeq, a predicted model, not a curated record
AUGCUUCUUCCCAGUUUGCGUGCAAAAAGUUUCGGCUUGGCCCGAAGUUUCUGCUCGUCUUCGUUGAUCAGAAACGCCACCCCGUCCUACCAGGGCGGCAAGUUGGUACAGCUGCUUCAAAAAAACGGCGCCCAAGGUGCCACUGUCGAUGUUUCCAAAGUCUUGGUCAUUGGGUCUGGAGGCUUGUCGAUUGGCCAAGCAGGAGAAUUCGACUACUCUGGCUCGCAGGCCAUCAAGGCGUUGAAAGAGGCCAACAAAACGUCCAUUUUGGUCAACCCUAAUAUUGCUACUAAUCAAACGUCGCAUGCUUUGGCUGACGAAAUCUACUACUUGCCGGUUACUCCAGAGUAUGUCACGUAUAUCAUCGAAAGAGAACGGCCCGACGGCAUUUUGUUGACUUUUGGCGGCCAGACAGGCCUCAAUGUUGGCGUCCAGCUAGACAAAAUGGGUGUUUUUGACCGGUAUGGCGUCAAGGUGCUUGGCACGCCAAUCCUGACGUUGGAAACGUCCGAGGACCGUGAUUUGUUCGCACAGGCGCUUAAAGAAAUCGACAUUCCGAUCGCCGAGUCGAUCGCUGUCGAAACCGUGGACGCAGCGCUCGAAGCCGCUGCCAACGUUGGAUAUCCGAUCAUUGUGCGUUCUGCCUACUCCUUGGGCGGGCUUGGGUCGGGCUUUGCCGCGUCCGAACAGGAGCUCCGUGACUUGGCCGCCCAGUCUUUGUCCUUGGCCCCGCAGAUUCUCGUGGAGAAGUCGCUUAAGGGCUGGAAAGAAGUGGAAUAUGAGGUUGUGCGGGACAAGGACGGAAACUGUAUCACCGUGUGCAACAUGGAGAACUUUGACCCGCUCGGAAUCCACACAGGUGACUCUAUUGUUGUUGCGCCCUCGCAGACAUUGUCUGACGAGGAAUACCAUAUGUUGAGAAGUGCUGCGAUCAAAAUCAUCCGCCAUUUGGGCGUGGUGGGCGAAUGUAACGUUCAGUACGCCUUGCAGCCAGACGGAUUGGAUUUCCGUGUCAUCGAGGUCAACGCUCGUCUUUCCCGGUCUUCGGCUUUGGCCUCCAAGGCCACAGGCUAUCCAUUGGCUUACACCGCAGCGAAAAUCGCCUUGGGCCAUACAUUGCCCGAGUUGCCCAACCCAGUGACAAAGACAACCACUGCCAACUUCGAGCCCUCGUUGGAUUACAUUGUGACCAAGAUUCCUCGCUGGGACUUGGCCAAGUUCCAACAUGUCAAGCGGGACAUCGGCUCUGCCAUGAAAUCGGUCGGUGAAGUGAUGGCCAUUGGCCGUACGUUCGAAGAGUCCUUCCAGAAGGCCAUUCGUCAAGUGGACCCAUCUUUCUGUGGCGUUCAAGGCGCCCAAUUUGACGACUUGGACGCAGCCUUGGCCAACCCAACGGACCGCAGAUGGUUGGCCGUGGGCCAGGCUUUGCUUCACGAAAACUACGACGUCGACCGUGUUCACGACUUGACCAAAAUCGACAAGUGGUUUUUGUACAAGAUCAUGAACAUCGUCCACAUGUACCGCGAGCUUGAGGCAGCAAAGACACUCGAGUCGAUCCACCACGACUUGAUGCUGCGGGCAAAGAAACUCGGCUUUUCCGACAAGCAAAUUGCUCAGUGCGUCGGGGCCAAGGAGCUUGAGGUUCGUGCCGCAAGAAAGAAGUUUGGCAUUGUUCCGUUCGUCAAGAAGAUCGACACGUUGGCCGCUGAGUUCCCAGCAAACACAAACUACUUGUACACGACAUACAACGCCACAUGCUCAGACGUCGAUUUCAACGAGCAUGGCACGAUGGUUUUGGGUUCGGGCGUUUACCGGAUUGGCUCUUCGGUCGAGUUCGACUGGUGUGCAGUGGAAACAGCCCGGGCCUUGAGAAAAGCUGGCCACCGCACGGUUAUGGUCAACUACAAUCCAGAAACGGUGUCGACGGACUUUGACGAGGUGGACCGCUUGUAUUUCGAAGAGCUCUCGUUGGAGAGAGUGUUGGACAUUUAUGAGUUGGAGACUGCCAGCGGUGUUGUUGUGAGUGUGGGCGGCCAAUUGCCCCAGAAUAUUGCCUUGCCCUUACAAGAGGCCGGAUGCAACGUUUUGGGCACGAACCCGCUUGACAUUGACCGUGCUGAAGACAGACACAAGUUUUCCUCGAUCUUGGACUCCAUUGGCGUGGACCAGCCUCGCUGGAAAGAAUUGACAUCUGUUGCUGAAGCAGAGAAGUUUGCCAACGAGGUCGGCUACCCUGUUUUGGUUCGCCCAUCGUACGUCUUGUCUGGUGCGGCCAUGUCUGUCAUCUGGUCGCAGAAAGAAUUGGACUCCAAGUUGACUAGUGCCGCCAAUGUGCUGCAGGACCAUCCAGUGGUGAUUUCCAAGUUCAUUGAAGAUGCACAGGAAAUCGACAUUGACGGUGUCGCUUAUGACGGAAAAGUGCUCGUUCAUGCUGUUUCGGAGCAUGUUGAGAACGCCGGUGUUCAUUCCGGUGACGCUACGUUGGUGUUGCCUCCACAGAAAUUGGACCUGGAUGUCAUGGCCCGUCUCAAGACGAUUGCUGAUAAAGUGGCCGAAGCCUGGAAAAUCACAGGGCCUUUCAAUAUGCAAGUGAUCAAGAGUGAUGUUGAUGGAGAAACACAAUUGAAGGUGAUCGAGUGCAACAUCAGAGCAUCUCGGUCUUUCCCGUUCGUGUCGAAAGUUUUGGGCACAAGCUUCAUUUCGGUUGCGGCGCAAGCUCUUUUGGGUGAAAAUGUCCCUGCCCCUGUUGAUUUGAUGUCACAAAAGUAUAACUACGUGGCCACGAAGGUGCCUCAGUUUUCUUUUACUCGUUUGGCCGGUGCAGACCCAUUUUUGGGCGUGGAAAUGGCUUCCACCGGUGAAAUUGCUUGUUUUGGCGAUUCGCUAGUCGAAGCAUACUGGACUUCCAUGCAAGCCACGAUGAACUUCAAAGUUCCGCUUCCAGGCUCGGGUCUUUUGUUUGGAGGAGACUUGCUGAAUGAAAAAUUGGGCCAUGUGGCCCAGACUGUUUCUGGCCUCGGAUACAACUUCUACACAGCUUCGCCUGAAGUGGCAGAGUACCUUUCAAAGUAUGUUUCUGAAGAAGUGGAGGUGAUUGCGUUCCCAAAGACCGAUAAGAGAGCGUUGCGGGAGAUUUUCCAAGAAAAGAGCAUUGGCGCUGUUUUCAACUUGGCCCGCUCUAGAGCCGAAAGCUUAUUGGACGAAGACUACGUGAUGCGGCGCAAUGCCAUUGACUUUGGCAUUGCCUUGUUCAAUGAAAAGAACACAGCCCAGCUAUUUGCCCAAUGUUUGCGGGAGAAGAUUGGCACAAAGAUUGAUUUUGCCUCUGUUCCACUGAAGGUGGAAGUUCCACACGAGGUUCGCCGUUGGAGCGAGUUUUUGGGUGGAAAGCCUGUCUAA